AUUUUGCAAUUUCCAUUGAAUUAUAUAAUAUACUCGUACUCUUUUCUAUUUACAGCUAAUUGUUCUUGGCAAAAUCAGUGCUGAAGAUAUUGCAUCAGAGAUGGGCAUCUCAUUAGGUUCCUUGCAAGCAGCACUUGUUGGGGAAACAACAUCCUUUUCACCUGGUUUAAAGUUGAAAAUAAUCAAAUGGCUUCAGAAUUCUAUACAUGCCUCAGCUUUGCAACCUUCAAAACUCAGAAAUAGCCUUCCAGCAUCAUCUGAGUAUAAAGUCACAAAGGUUGAUAGCUUAAAUUCUGUCAAAGAGAAGGAUUAUGAGAACAGAUUAGUUGGUGCUAAAGUCACAAGUAUUGAGUUGUCAGAUGCUGUUCUUGUUAAGUCACUACCACCAUGGAGAACAACAAAAAGCCAGAUGACGGUAAAGAAUAAUGAUAAGGCACCCAUACUCCCUUCUGUUUUGGAAAAUAGUAAUGGGAAUAUAGAUGGUGUUCCGCUUGUCAUCAAUGAAGACAUUAGUGGAAAGAAAUCUUCUAAUUUAAUUGAGGGCAUGCCAAAUGACCAAAACCUUUCAGAGAUGAUUACCGAAGACACUCUUAGGAAUGACGAUUCUAAUGCUUUUUACCCAGUUUAUGGGCCUGAAGGAAACCCAUUAAGAGUAGAUUCCAAUAAUUUGUCCUAUGGAGAGUGCAAUUCAGAUGAUGUUGAGGUGAAAGUAACUGGACUUCAUAACAAUGACAAACACGCUGAGGAUGCUAAUGCCAUCUGUGAAAAUAAGCAACAACAGGAGUAUAGUUCUUCAAAAGAGUUUAAUAAUGAAGUUGAUGCAGCACUUUCUUAUAAAUUUCAUUUCCAAAAUGGUGCACUUGGUUCUAUUUCGGAUAUCCAUCCUUUGAUCAAUGUGAAGAUGUUGCAUUUGCAGAACUUAUUCAAGAAAACUCCUGGAGAUCCAACAUAUGAUGUGAAUUCAUGUCCUCAAUGCAUCAAACAAGGCUUGCCUUGUUCUUGCACGGAUACAAAAUGUUCGUUGGGUGGAGCAAAGUUUGAUCAAACUUCUAAAGUUAAGAAUGUGGGUCUCUUGGAACUUUCCCCGCAGGAUGAAGUGGAGGAAGAAAUAAUUUACGCACAAUCUAAGCUACUUGAUAUUGCCAUGACAAUUAAGCAUAAAUAUGAUGAUUUAUUGUGGAGAAUAGUUAAGAACCUUCCUCGUGAGCUAAAUGAAUCAAGCAAACGAAAAUGGGAUCUAAUCCUUGUUAAUCAGUUUUUCCGCGAAGUUAAAGAAGCAAAAAAGCGAGGGAGAAAAGAGAAAAAGUACAAAGAAGCUCAGGCUGUACUUGCUGCUGCUGCUGAAGCAGCAGCCAUUUCAUCAAGAAACUCAUCAUUAAGGAAAGACACCAAUGAUGAGAUCAUGGCAGCUACUCAAGAGGCUUCCGCAAAAUUAAAGCUUGCAACUGGGGGAGCUGGGUUACCAUCAGUGCGUCGGCCAAAGGAGGCAUUGAGAUCAUCUGUUUCAAAAUUAACCUCAGAUAAGCAGUCUAUGAUUUUCCAGAUGCCUGAAUUUUUAAAAGACAAUGUAUUGUCUUGUGAAAUAUGCAUGCGAACUGAGACAAUACUGAAGCGUAUCUUCGUUUGUUCAAGAUGCAAGGUUCCUGUUCAUUUAGACUGCUAUCGUAGGAUAUCUGAAAUUCCAGUUGGUCCAUGGAAAUGUGAGCGGUGUGAGGAAAUGCCACUGUUAUCUACCAGCCCUAAAAAUGGAGCUAAUGCCAAUGAUAGAUAUGCUACAGGUCAGUGUGGCGUAUGUGGCAUUCUAAGUGGUGCUAUGAGAAAGUCAGCAGAUGGACGGUGGGUUCAUGCCUUCUGUGCGGAGUGGUUGUUGGAGACAAGUUUUAAGAGAGGACAAGAAGAACCAAUACAAGGCUUGGAGAGUAUUUCCAAGGGGAAGGACAAUUGCUCUAUAUGCCAUCUCAAUAUUGGUGCAUGCCUAACGUGCAGCUAUGGAAAUUGUAAGAGUCAUUUUCAUCCUUUUUGUGCUAGUAAUGCUGGGUUUUAUAUGAAUGCCAAGGUUACUGGCAGCACCACACAACACAAGGCCUAUUGUGGCAAACAUAGUGUCGAACAGAGAGAGGCAGACAACCGGCAAUGUGGAGUCGAGGAUCUUAAGAACUUAAAACAAAUAAGGGUUGAAUUGGAAAAAGUACGUCUUCUUUGUGAAAGAAUUAUAAAAAGAGAAAAGUUAAAGAAAGACUUGGUUCUUUGUUCACAUGAUAUACUUUCUUCAAAAAGGAGCUCUACUGCAUACUCGGCACUUGCAGUCAGUUCCUUCUUGCAUCCAGGUGUCAGUUCAGAGUCAGCUACUACAUCUAUAAAUAAUAGGUCACACAGUGGAACACUACAAAGAUCAGAUGAAGUUACAGUGGACAGUACCUUUUCCAAAAAAUGCAAAAUUAGAUUUUCUUUGAGUAAUAAGGAUGUGAACAGGCAUACUGAUGAUAGCUCCACGUCACUACCAUCAAUCAAACGAAAAUUAGCUGAGAGGGACUCUCUUUCUGCUAAACAACUUCCACGAAGAUCAGCAUCAAUGGCUUUCCGAGUAUCUACAGAAGAUGGAAACAGGAAAAUUAAGGCAAAAAAGGAGGUUCUUAAGGAUCUUGUGAUAUCAUCAGAUCAAGCACCCUUGCAAAAUCAACAGCCUUCGAAGGGGUAUUUUUAUGUACCUCAUGGUUCUCUUUCCAAAGAAAGGGCUCCGAAACAGGAUAUGGAGCCUCAUGAACCAAGAGAACCUGGUGGAUAAGUUGAGGGAUGAACUGUUCAAGUUGUUCUUUUCCAUUCUUGGUUGCCUUGAGUCCCAGUGGACAAAUUGAAAGGUGAAUACCACAUAAUCAAUUUGCAGAUGGUGCAGACAGCAAACUGAUGAAACAGGUUUCACCAGUGUGUCCCCUGAGAUUCCAAAAACAGCGCCACUGGUGAAAACAUGGUUCCCCAUGUAUUCAUCCAACAGCAAUGCAGCCCCAAGCAGAAUGUAUUGAUGUCAAAUUUGUUUAUAUAUCAAAGGAUGAUAUUAUAAAAGAAGAGCUGAGUAUCCUUUGAUGUAUGAUCUUGGCUUUCACUGUUAACUGCCAGCGUUGAGCUUGACUGUACCCACUUCAAUGGCAACAUGGAAGCUUUUAUGGGUACAGGACCCCUGGUUGCAGGUUUUGUAAACUUAUUUGUACAUUCUUCGCAUCUAAAUUCUCAGGCCUGAUCUGAAGGACAGGUUCCUUUUUUCUUUUGCUUUGUCUUUUUUUUUUUUUUCUCUUUUCUUUUUGCCAUGGUGGUAGUAGUCAUACCUUAAUUGCUGGAAAUGGAAAUCCAACAGACGAAUCCCACAUUUAGCAUUCUGUUAUUGUAGAAAAGAGUGUAUUAUGUAUUGAACAUUAGAGAAUAGGUAGGUUAGUAGGUAGGAUCAGAAAUAGCAUUUGGUGAUUGUAAUAAUCAUUAGGGUUGUAAUAAUCCAUAAACGUUAGUCUUAAAAAUACAAGCUUUGUCUCUA
This is a messenger RNA of Zingiber officinale, 3523 nucleotides long. RefSeq lists its product as uncharacterized. The coding region runs from base 101 to 2785 and encodes 894 amino acids. The transcript is spliced from 16 exons. Gene Ontology annotation, biological process: regulation of transcription by RNA polymerase II. Lineage: Eukaryota; Viridiplantae; Streptophyta; Magnoliopsida; Zingiberales; Zingiberaceae. The record is from RefSeq and is a predicted model, not a curated record.